Molecule: messenger RNA, 579 nt
Organism: Penicillium manginii
Lineage: Eukaryota; Fungi; Ascomycota; Eurotiomycetes; Eurotiales; Aspergillaceae
Product: mitochondrial 54S ribosomal protein mL49
Exons: 3
Coding region: 1-579 (192 amino acids)
Biological process (GO): translation
Cellular component (GO): ribosome; mitochondrial large ribosomal subunit
Molecular function (GO): structural constituent of ribosome
Source: RefSeq, a predicted model, not a curated record
AUGGCGUCGAUUCGGCAUUCAGCUUCGGCCGCUUCGACUGUGUGCAAGCAGACCGCCAACGCCUGCGUGGCUCGGCCCGUGGCUUCCGUACAGACAUACAACCGGGCUGCUUCAUUAUCUUCUCCGGCACGAUUCGCAGCUUCUUCUUCCCUCCAGUCAUCACAGCGCCUGACCUCCAUCUCCUCUUCUCCCGUCACCCACCAAACCCGCACGUUCCUGACGCAACUCCGCCGUCAAGCGCAGGCCUUGAAAGAGCAAAUUCCCUCAACCCCGACUAUCCCUAAAGCCUCCAAGCCCGCUCCUUCUCUCAAGCUCACCAACCUCCCAUACUUUGUUCGCCGCACUGGAUCCAACCAGCUGCCUGUCUACGUUGUCACAAAAGCUGGUGGUACCAAGCAACUCACCAAGAUCCAGAAAACCGAGGGUGACCUGGACACCUUGCGCACCGACCUGGCACAAAGCCUAGGCGUGGACAUCCGUAGCCCUGAUGUUUCUAUCAACCGUCUCACUGGCCACAUCAUCGUCAAGGGCUGGCGCAAACCCGAGAUCGUGAAGUUCCUCAGCGAGCGUAACUUCUAA